Molecule: messenger RNA, 5031 nt
Organism: Pseudocercospora fijiensis CIRAD86
Lineage: Eukaryota; Fungi; Ascomycota; Dothideomycetes; Mycosphaerellales; Mycosphaerellaceae
Exons: 3
Coding region: 1-4716 (1571 amino acids)
Biological process (GO): protein transport
Source: RefSeq, a predicted model, not a curated record
AUGGACAGAUUGUCGUGGUUGAGAGGUGCCGAAUGGGCGGGCGGUGGUAUUCAGGUCAUCGGAGCACGGCGAAUGCUCAGCUCGCAGGUCGUCGAGGAUGCACCCAAGGCAGAGAUGAACGGGCAUGCGAAUGGCAGCAUCCAUGCCCACACCGACACGAGAAGCUCACGGAGCAGGCGGAAGGCGAAGUCGACGUGGACAGCAUGGGUGAUUGAUAAGGGCGCAAAGGCUCUGGUGUGGUACACAGUCGGCACAGUCCUGUUGAGCUGUCCCACCAAGCAGGCAGACCUGAACGACACGACGCCGCACAUCUGCAAACCAUACCUGCAAACGCGAGAUUUCCUCACUCCCUACGCCCAGCCGUACUACCACCAAUAUCUACAGCCGUACGUGCAAAAGACUCAGCCAUACGUCGACCAGUUCAACGAGAAGGUAUAUACGCCCGGUGCAGCAGCGUAUCAGAAAUAUGGCGCCGCGCAGGUCGCCACGGUGCAGAAGAUCGGCCAGCAGCAGUGGCAGAAGACCAUUAAGCCAAGUCUUGAGCUUGUGCAAAAGCAAGCUGGCGAGCAGUACGAGAGCACUCUGGCCCCACACGUCAAGAAGGCCCAGGAUAUAGUACAGCCGUACUACGAUGGAAUUGUAACAUCGGCAAGCGACAUCUGGCAACUCGAAUUGGAACCUGUCUACCGCAAGUCCGCUCCUGUUGCUCAGAAAGUCUACGCUCAAGCCCAAGCUUUUGUGCUGAACACUGCUUUGCCCCAGGCACAGUACGUGGGAAACAUCACCUGGACACUCUGGACUCGUCAGGUAUGGCCCAAAUUGCGCAUCCUCUACGGAGAAAACGUUGAGCCCCAGCUCCUCCGCAUCACCCAGCGCCUCGGCAGAUACAAGGAUGGCAAGAAGCUCGAGGCUGACAUCAAGAGCUCCGAGAGCAGCUCUAAGCUGGGAGUUGCCUCAUCGAGUGCGGAGUCCAUUACCUCCUCAAUCGUAUCGACUGUCGGCGAAGCAACCGCCAGUUCGUCAUCCGCUGCCAGCGCCGCCGCCUCGAAAGAUCCCAAGCCGACCCCGGAGCCUGCCGUUCAGUUCCAAGAAGAUCUCAAGAGCUGGGAGCGCAUCUGCGCCAAGGCGGUCGAUGAGGGUGCUGAAGACCUCAGAGAACGCAUCAAGGACAUCACUGCCCACCAGGUCAGCGCUGCAGAAGGUGUCGGUACUGCUCUUGUCACACAACUUCAAGAGACUACUGAACGCGCCUUGAACAACAUCAAGGCUCGCAUUCGGCAGAUCGUCAGAGAUCUGCCAAAGGACGCCGACCAGGCACGUUUGGACGCGGCGAAUGGGCAGCUCGUCAUUUCAGUGCGAGCUGCUGGCUCGACCAUCAAGCAGCGUGCUCAAGCUGUUCGCGACUGGCACCAAACCUCGCAAGCCGAGACUGAGAACCUCGUCCAGAAGGCUCUGCAAUCUACCUUGGAGACAAUAGACAGCAUUCGCGAACUUCGCCUGACUGAGAUUGGCCGCAAGUAUGCUUCGACUUCGCUCCCACAUAAGGAGUGGAGCAAGUACAACGACAUCAAGAAGUCCACUCAGACGUGGAGAAACGACGUCGAAAAGGCCGCACGAGACCACGCUGGCAUUGCCGAGGCUCAAGCUGCCAGCGACAAGAUCGAACACAAUGCCAUGGUAAUUGCUGAAGACGCGGCUAAAGAGCUCGGCCGUCUGAAGGAGGUUGGCAAAUGGAAGAUUGCAGCGGAUGAUGCCAGCGAUGACUUCACAACAAAAACCAUACCACCACCAGUGCGGAAAGCUCAAGAGGCAAUCAUUGAGAAGGUCGCAGAAGCUUCUGAAGCUGUAUUCGGCACGGAGCAAGGGAACGUUGAGAGUGCCACUUCGGUCGUCGCGGAGAAGGCCUCUGAAGCAGCAUCAAGCCUCUCCGAGAAGGUCAUCGGCUCUUCCACCGGGUCUAUGGAGAGCGCCGCGAGCAAGGCCUCCAAUUCAGCCACGAGCAUCGCAUCUGAAGCUUCCAAAUCUGCAUCUGAUGCAGCUUCUUCAGCUUCCAGCGUGGUCUAUGGCGAGUCCAGCGUGUCUGACACUCUCAAGGAAGCGGCCUCAUCGGCCUCGAGCGCCAUCAUUGGAGAGUCCAGUCUAACCGACACCAUCAGAGCCGCCGCCUCGUCAGCAUCGAGCGUGGUUGCUGGCGAGUCAAGUCUGGCUGACACCGUUGGGGCAGCUGCGUCAUCGGCGUCGAGCGCCGUUGUUGGCGAGUCAAGCUCCACCGUAGCGGGGACCAAACCCAAACUCUCUAGCGUUCUUGAGGCUCAAAAGUCUGCUGCAAGCGACGCGUCGAAGAGCGCGUCGUCCGUCGCCAGUGACGCCUCUUCAGCUGCUGCCUCUGUCUACAGUGGCCUGCCAGAUGCUGAGGAUGUCGCCGGUGCCGCUGGCGACGCUGCUCAAAAGCCAAUCCAAGCGGGAAAGAAGGUCUGGGGAGGUGCAAAUGCGGAAGUCAUUGUCGAAGCUCGAGACCCAAUUCUUGACGAUGAUGUCGUCGACACGGGCGCUGUCUUCAGUGAGAGCAUCCAGCAGAUCAUCAACGCCGCGGGCGAAAAGGGCAAUCAAUUGACCGAAGCUAUUCAAGAGGCAAUCAGCCGCGCCACCGCGACCCCAACCCAGGGCGCUGUUGGCACUGUGACAAGUCUCGCUUCUGAGCAGUACGAGAGCGCUCUUUCUGCAGCGAGCAGUGUCAUGUUCGGAUCACAGAACGUGUCAGAGCAAGGCCUCACUCGUGCUGCCAAGGAGCAGUAUCUAUCUGCUGUCACUGCCGCUUCAUAUGCCAUCUACGGAACCCCGGUCACAGCAGCACCAUUCGCAGCCGCUAGCUCGGCCUACGAGAGUGCCCUCAGUGCCGCCUCUGAGCAAUUUGAGGCUGUGAAAUCUCGUGUGUCUGUGCAAAUCGCUGGUACGCCCAAGCCAGUCCAUCAAGAGAUGCUGGCCUCCGCUCAAUCAGCUUAUUCUGCUGCGCUUUCUGCCGCCAGCGUCACAUUCUAUUCUGCGCUUGGCACAUCUGCACCACUUGCUGCGGCCAAUUCGGCCUAUGACAGUGCCAUCAGCGCAGCUUCCGAGCAGUACGAAGCCGUCAAGUCCCAAGUAUCAGUGCAGGUCUCUGGUACUCCCAAGCCCGCCCACGAAAAGCUGCUGUCUUCAGCCCAGUCAGCUUAUUCUGAUGCGAUGUCAGCUGCAAGUGCUCAGUACACCUCUGCUUUCGGAAGCCAAGCACAGAACUAUCUUGCACAGAUCUCUGCUCUUGCUUCAUCUCGUCUUGCUGAUGGUGUCGGCGCCGCACAGGAGCAGUACAAGAACGCCAAGAUCGCAGUUGGCGCGGAACCAACCCCAGUCCACCAGCAGUAUCUGGCCUCUGCUCAAUCAGCAUAUUACCAGGCGCUCGGCAUGGCCCAUGGACGCUAUUCGGAAUUUGUCGAGGCAGCGUCGAGCGCAGUCAUGCCAACUCCUACGCCUACCGGCUACCAGGCAAGCAUUGAUUCGGCUUUGAGCGCAGCCAGAAGCGCUUACAGCGCUUACACCAAAGACGCCUACUCGAGAUACAGUGUGCUGCAGUCCAUGGCCACUUCGGCUGCGUCUGAACGAGGUCUUGCUGGAGGACCAAAGACUGUGGACAAGAACGUGCUCGACAGUCUCGAGGAACAGAUUGUGGAUUCUGUCGGCGAGGCCAAGAGCAAGCUGUCAGCUGCGAGUGCAUCUGUCAGCUCUCUAUAUCAUGACAAGGUGGCUACUGAGACGCAGAAACCACUCACUGACCAAGCAGCUGAGAACUGGAACAUCUUGAUUGCCAAGGCAAGCGAGCAAGUCUAUGGUGCUCCACCGCCUUUCACGGCUCAAGCAUACAGCCGUGCCAGCGAAGGCUAUGCUCAGGCAACGGAGGUUGCAAACGUGGCUGCUGCUGCCGCUGCCGCCCAGUACGAUCAAGUUCAGGCACUUGUCUCUGAAUUGGUAUACGGCAAAGAGGCAGACUACACCGCCAGUGUCUACAGCAGAUUGCAGUCGGCCUAUUCGACAGGCAUGCCUGCUGUAGCUUCGCAGGCCAGCAGUUACAUGAGCGAGAGCUACGAGUCCAUCGUCUCUGCGGUCUCUGCUGUGUUCGUCCCACCCACAGAGGUCCCAACUAUUCUGGAACAAGUCCAAUCACAGCUUAACGCAGCUGUUGAUGCAGCAAGCGCUCAAUUCUAUGGCACUGAGAAGGGUUACUUCGAGCAAGCCACCGAAGCCGCUGCGUCAGUGUACUCCGAUGCGUCCUCCGCCGCCUCCGAAGCCAUAUAUGGGAAAGAGACGAAUUAUUACGAGGCCGCACAAGCGACCGUUGUGGAAAUUGGUGCCUCCGCAAGCUCGGCCAUCUCACGUGCGCUGUACGGACCUCCACCACCGACUACUGAAGCUGCUGCCUCGGCUGCCGCUUCAGUAUACAGCAGCAUGUCGUCUGUGGCUGCAGACCGAGCCUCUUCUGCAAGUGCCGCAGUGAGCCGUGCCGUCUACGGCGAAGAGCAGACAUAUCUUGAAGGCGUGCAAGCUCAGCUACAAUCCGCCAUGGCAAGCGCCAGCAGCCGUAUCUCCGAGUUCGGUGUGGACGCCCGCAAAGCUGCGCAAGAAGCUGCUAAGACUGUCUCAUCUGUCGUUUCUGAUGCUACUGGCCGCGUUAGGGAUGAGUUGUAGAUGAGAGGAAGAUGAUGCGAGGGAAUGGGAAGAAGAUUUUGCAGAGGAAAGCUAGAUUGAAGAAGAAGGAAAGAGGGGAGAGGUUCGCGCCAACAAAGGCAGGGCAGGGCAGGGCAUUAGAACGGGACCUGUUCGCGAGGAAGCAUAUGUGCAUGUGUGUAUGUGUAUACGAACUCUUUUUUUUGUUCUUUGACGGCACGGCAGGCGCAGGCGCGCAUGAUAUCCCACUACGUUUUGUCAGACGAUACGAUACUGCUACUAGGUAUAUAUCAAUCAUAGCAUAGUUAGGUCUAGGGAAGAUGUAUUUUUUUUUUG